Messenger RNA from Chionomys nivalis (European snow vole), 1168 nucleotides. RefSeq names its product FK506-binding protein 4-like. The record is from RefSeq and is a predicted model, not a curated record. Gene Ontology annotation, molecular function: peptidyl-prolyl cis-trans isomerase activity. NCBI's taxonomy places the organism in Eukaryota, Metazoa, Chordata, Mammalia, Rodentia, Cricetidae.
AUGUAUGACGGCAGCACCGUGUACGACGGCUGCAGAGUGUACGACGGAUGCUGUGUGUACGAUGGCUGCAGCGUGUACGACCGCUGUAGCGUGUAUGACGGCUGCAGCGAGUAUGACGGUAGCACCGUGUACGAUGGCUGCAGCGUGUACAACGGCUGCAGAGUGUACGACGGCUGCAGCGUGUACGACCGCUGCAGCGUGUAUGACGGCUGCAGCGAGUAUGAUGGCUGCAGCGAGUAUGACGGCUGCAGCGUGUACGAUGGCUGCAGCGAGUAUGACGGCUGCAGAGUGUUUGAUGGCUGCAGAAUGUACGACCGCUGCAGCGUGUAUGACGGCUGCAGAACUGUGGGAAGCCGAGCCACUGAACCGCCGCCAGGCUGCUCCGGUUGCACGCCGCCCGCCGCACCACCGCCCGCGUCCUUCUCCUCCUCCUCCGCUAACGCCGCCGCCAGCGCCGCCAUGGGAGUGCAGGUGGAGACCAUCUCUCCUGGAGACGGGCGCACCUUCCCGAAGCGCGGCCAGACCUGCGUGGUGCACUACACGGGGAUGCUUGAAGAUGGAAAGAAAUUUGAUUCCUCUCGGUACAGAAACAAGCCUUUUAAGUUUAUGCUAGGCAAGCAGGAGGUGAUCCGAGGCUGGGAAGAAGGGGUAGCCCAGAUGAGUGUGGGUCAGAGAGCCAAACUGACAAUCUCCCCAAAUUAUGCCUAUGGAGCCACGGGGCACCCAGGCAUCGUCCCACCACAUGCCACUCUGGUCUUUGAUGUGAAGCUUCUAAAACUGGAAUGACAGAAGUGGCCUCCUCCCUUAGCUCCUUGCACAUGGAUCUGCCAUGGAGGGAUCUGGCACCUCCAGACGGGUGCACACGAAUCCAUAUGGAGCUUUUCCUGAUGCCCACCACUCUUUGUAUAGACACCUACCCGACUGAAUGUUUUCCGUCACUCGGCUUUGCUUCGGACACCUCCAUGUCCUCUUCCUUCUCUGUGUGUGUGUUGACCUAAACUAUAUGCCAUAAACCUCAAGUUAUUUUGUUUUGGGGUAAAGAUUCAAUUUCAGUCUUUCAGAUCUAGGUUUCCAAUGAAGUAUAUUGUCAAGUAUUAACAGCACAAGAGAUGGGUUAACUUUAGAAUAGGAAUUGGUGUUGGGGGUGGGAUUUGCACGAAUUUUUAUU